This is a messenger RNA of Pseudomassariella vexata, 905 nucleotides long. RefSeq lists its product as uncharacterized. The record is from RefSeq and is a predicted model, not a curated record. The coding region runs from base 281 to 742 and encodes 153 amino acids. NCBI's taxonomy places the organism in Eukaryota, Fungi, Ascomycota, Sordariomycetes, Amphisphaeriales, Pseudomassariaceae. The transcript has 3 exons.
GUUCACCCUCCAAUCACCUUCGACUUGCUCGCAGGCCUCGAGCACCCGAAGACGCUUUUAUUUCAAUAUUUUCGUGUUUCCAGACCAUCUCUGCUCCUUUUCUUUCGUUCAUCUCCCCAAAUUUCUCAGUUGGGUGGUGUUCGGCACAGACGCAAAGUUUUGGAUCUUGUCCAUGUACCAGAUCUAACUCCUGCCUCGGGUCACAAGCAGUCACAGGGCCAGGAAUCUGAGUUCGCGCUGAGCAAGAUUAGAAAGCUUUGCGCGUCGCCUCCUGCCGAAUAUGGCUUCACAGAAUCACGCUGUCAUCGACCUUACUGGUGAUUUUCCACCACCUGAACCCCAGGAUCCUGAAUUGGGAUCGCAUGAAGAUCUCGAGGCAGAUAUCGGCCACAGUUUGGCUUUGAGACCUGCAUCUCGUGAUCAACGACAGGUCGGUCGCCUGACGGCCCAGCAAUCUGAGACCAAUUCUCCCCAGCAAUUGGUAACUCAGGGUCAAUCACUAAUAUCUCAUUUCUUCCGCCCUCGUCAAACCACGGCCGUAGGUGUUGCCGGUUCAGCACAAGUACUGGUACCAGCCCUCGGUCGCCAUCAGGCAUCGAUCCUAGGGCUCGGUCUUCCCUCCGCCGUGCCAGGUGUGUUUGGUCCUCGUGAAGCUCGGCUAUCUGGACCUGAUCCCAACCCCGCUGAGCCUCCGACUAGCGGAUUUGCCCACUGUUGCGCUCCAGCAGGCACUUGCAUCUGAUGUCGUUCCCCAUCAGAGCCGUUGCGCUCUGGUACCUGAUGUCGGUUCUCGCCCGGUAGGAGAGGGUCCCCGUAAUCCUAUUGUAAUCGACCGUGAUGGUGAUGAGUCGGCGGCUGUGGAGAACAUUGAUAUGCAGACAAGAAAGAUUCUGAAGCCACGCUCA